Molecule: messenger RNA, 1209 nt
Organism: Babesia bigemina
Lineage: Eukaryota; Apicomplexa; Aconoidasida; Piroplasmida; Babesiidae
Product: FERREDOXIN/FERREDOXIN--NADP REDUCTASE-RELATED, putative
Exons: 2
Coding region: 1-1209 (402 amino acids)
Molecular function (GO): oxidoreductase activity
Source: RefSeq, a predicted model, not a curated record
AUGCACCCACGCAUAGCGAUAGUCGGAGCAGGUCCAUGUGGUUUGUAUCUGGCCAGGAAUCUAAGAGGACACGUGUUACCAGGUGCGCGUGUGGACCUUUUCGACCGAUUACCGCAAGCUUUAGGGCUCCUCCGAUUUGGAGUUGCACCAGAUUCUUUGUCGAUUCGCCGCAGUGCUACUCCUUUGCUGGCGAAUACGAAGGAGCGAUUCUUCUUCAAUGUGCGUGUGGGCACAGAUCUCGGCAUCGAUGAGUUAAUGCGAUAUUAUCACGUAUGCCUGCUUUCAUGCGGAGCCGAGUCUCCACGCCCAUUGUCUAUACCUGGGGAUAGUUGCGAAGGAGUAUUUGAUUCGCUAGACAUUAUUCGUUCUUAUAAUAGUCACCCCGAUGCCCCUGAAUGUGUACGGUCUUAUUUCCUCAGGCUCGCAAAAUUGGGAAGACGUGUGACUGUUAGCAUAAUUGGCAACGGUAAUGUUUCUCUGGACAUAGCUCGCAUCCUUCUUACCCCUGCCACCUUCUUGGAAAGAACAGAAAUAGACAAGACAUUUCUGCACAACUUACGCAGCGUUGAUAUCGCUGCUGUGACAAUUAUUGGACGUCGCGGUAUCUUUCAGUCUUCAUUCACAAACCCAGAGUUGCGCAAGAUCACGGAAACGAAUUAUUUCUCCCCCAUCACCCAAAACCACUCGGUAGAACGUUCUUUGGUUUAUAAGCCCCCUGUUCUUGAUCGCCGAAUGCGUAGAAGACUUGAAUUUUUCAAUGGUAUUGCGCACGACAACUUUGAGGCAGUGCACACACCAAGAACUCUGCACUUCGACUUUUUUAAAACAGUUAAUUCGAUAGAAGGAGGGAAGGAUUCAGCCAUUAGUGCUAUAGUUUUAGACGAGAACAGGCUAGAUGACCGUUUAAACGCACAUAUCACUGGCAAACUGACUAGUCUGAAGUCAGACAUGCUAAUCAAAUGUAUUGGAUUUCAGAGAAGCGAAGAGUCGGAUGUAUUGCUGAGAAGCGUUGACUUAAAGCGCAUUUUUGGUUGCGGUUGGUUCGCUACUAAUGGGCAAGGCGAUUUAUCGGCCACUCUGGCUGCGACAUUGCAAUUAUCGAGAAUUAUCGCAUCCCUGAAUUUUGACUUCCCGGUAGAAGCCGACAUACAAGAUCUGUUCGUUCGAGACUCGAGGUUCAGCCAUGUCAGAGUUGGUAGCGCUGGAUGA